AUGCCGCCAGAGAAGCGCCCCGCCGCUCCAUCGGUGGAGGACCGCGUCAAAGGGAGUUUCCUGGAGCUUCAGUUGCUGGAAGAAAGCCCCUGGGAAAAACAGCUGCGACUGGCACUGCUGGAGAAGGAGAUAGCACUGGGGAGAUUGCAGAAGGCCACAGAGGCCAACGACAAGAAUGAUAUCGCGGAGGCCGAGAAGAAGGUCGAGGCGGCCGGGAAGAAGGUCGAGGCGGCCAAGAAGAAGGUCGAGGCGGCCGAGAAGAAGGUCGUGGCGGGUCCAGCCCAGGAAUUGCCCCGACCGACUCGGGAGUUCGACCAUUUCGGGCUCCCCGAGCUUAAGGAGUUCAAGGCCGGCGAGCUGCUCGACGUCGAGAAGUUCAAGGACUUCGUGGCGCCCAACACGACCGCUGACAGACCGCUCUUCCUGCGAAAGCAUCUCCUCAACGUGCACAACAAGGCAGUGGAGGCUUUGCAGGCGGAGGAGAUUCGCCUGGUGUCGCUGGUCGGCUGCCCCGGCACCGGCAAGACGUGGUGCGGGUGGCUGGUGGCCUACACCCUGCAGCAGAAGGGCAAGAAGACCCUGCACCUGACCAUCAGGAACUCAGACGUGACGACCAUCGCCAACUUCGAGACGAAGAAGCAACACAAGGAGGUGCACUGGAACGGGCACAUGCUCGAGCAGGUCCUGCGGGAGUCGCAGUGCCAGGUCUGCAUCGUGGACGUGAGCAUGAACAAGCCGGAUGCGGCCACCGACAUCUUCACCGGCAUCCAGCAGCUGAUCGAGCGGAACGAGACAGAGUUCGCUGGCGUGAAGUUCAUGGGGCUGAUGUCCGGCCACGGUGAGACCAAGAUCGUUGGCAAGCCGUCCCUUCACCUGUCGCCGUGCAAGCUGGUUCUUUGGAGCUGGACAAAAGACGAGGUGGAGGAGCUUCGUGAGAAGUUGGGUGACGCUGGCGCUCCGCCUGCGCACGCAUAUGCAGUUUGUGGCGGCUCCGUGCGGUUUCUCUUCAAGCCUGACGAUGAAGAGGGGGUCAUUCGAGCAGCCGUACGGGGCUUGGAGCAAGCGGACAUGGCAAGGUUGCUGGUCCUGGAUUUGGGCCUGGACGAUGUUGACAAGAAGCACUGCACGGGACUUCUGUCGUUCUUUCCCCGACAAGGCUCCAACGCAAACGAUGAGAGCUUCGCACAGGGCGUCAGCGCAGCACGGCCGAUGCCCCGCUCCGACUUCGUCAUCAAGUGCAUCAAGCAGAACAAGCACGCGAAGUUCGAGGAGGUGUUAAACAUGUACAAGGAGCUCUCGAACAUGAACGCAGGCGCCGCCGGCUGUGCCUUCGAGCUCUUGGUCCACCUGUUUUGGCGGGAUGCUGCCGCGACAAAGCAGAAGGUCGAGCUUUCACUUACGGGCAAGGAGAUCGCCAACGAGGUGGAAGUGGUGGAUUGCGCAGAGUUCCCGCAAAGCCCUAAAAGUAUCGAAGAGUAUGACAAGGAGGCCGUCGCAGUCCACAACAACCUUGUGGGCUACUUCACGCCUGACAGCCAGCGAUAUCCUGUGCUCGACAGCAUUCUCAGGUUCAAGUUUGCCGGGAAGACCGAGGUGUUGGCCAUCCAGAUCAGCAUUGCAAAGGAGCACAAGCAUGGCCCGCUUGAAGACCGGCCGCAGUUGCUGCCGCCUGCGCCAACCAAGCCGCAGUUGGCUUUGUGGGACUUUCGCAAGGGAGAGAAACCCUGCGAGUGGAAGCCCAAAGAUUCUCAUGACUGGGAGCUGCUGCACGUUAGCUGCCAAGACUUUGACAAGCGGAUGGGGUGCAGUUGA
Molecule: messenger RNA, 1812 nt
Organism: Symbiodinium sp. CCMP2592
Lineage: Eukaryota; Dinophyceae; Suessiales; Symbiodiniaceae
Source: the annotation of a GenBank genome assembly